Messenger RNA from Gryllus bimaculatus (two-spotted cricket), 2937 nucleotides. The record is from the annotation of a GenBank genome assembly. Lineage: Eukaryota; Metazoa; Arthropoda; Insecta; Orthoptera; Gryllidae.
AGUUUCAAUUUUUUUAUAUUGGCAAAACUGUUUGUUUACGUUUUGCUGAUACAACUUUGUCGCGUACGCCGUUUCGCCUUUGCGAGUCUCGAAGAGACUUGCGUUGUGUGCGGUUGUGGAUGAGGAGCGCGUUUGUGGUUUUAUAGAGAACCUUAUCAGUAUUAAUUGUAGGUUUCAGGCUUUGUAUAUUUAUUUUAUGAAUAAGACAGGUCAUAAUUUAAAUCAAAAUGAGUGAUAAAGCUCCUGAUAAAAGCACACUUUUGGCCGUUCUGCAGCUUCUGCGAAAGUACAAUUUGAAGGGCACCGAAGAACAACUUAAAAAAGAAGCUAAUAUUUCAAGUGAUACUUCAGGAGAGACAGCUCAAAGUGAAUCGGAAGUGAGCAGUGUUCUUUCAGCCUAUAAGAGCGAAGGGGAUCCUGAAGUUUAUGAAGGUUCCUACACAGAGUUAAAGAAAUUUGUUGAGGGUGCUUUGGAUAUUUACAAGCAUGAACUGGGAAUGAUUUUGUAUCCUGUGUUUGUACAUAUGUAUUUGGAACUAGUUUAUAAUGGACACGAAGAACAAGCAAUCAAACUAAUGCAAAAAUUUGGCAAAGAUCAAGAAGAAUAUUAUCAAGAAGACAUAAAAAAGCUUUCUUAUGUAACAAAGAAAGAUCAUAUGAAAGGAAAUGAACUUACGGACACUUUUAAGUCUAGUGCAUUUAUUAUUCGCAUGUCUCGAGAUACAUUAUCGAUAUUGAAAAGACACUUGCAGGAAAAGAAACAUUGUGUGGUUUUGAAUAUUGUACAAGAACACUUGUAUUUUGAUAUGUAUGAAGGUGUUGCACGUAACAAACAACAAAUUGAUGCAACCUCUGGUGCUGUUGUUGGAGAAGCCACAAGACAAGACAACAAAGCCAAAGUAUACUAUGGAUUACUAAAGGAACCUGACAUUCAAUAUUUGCCUGUGGAAGAGGAAGAAGAAGGAGAAGGAGAUGGGACAGACAAACCCAAAAAGAAGAAACCAAAGAAAGACCCCUUGUUUUCAAAAAAAACUAAAUCAGAUCCCAAUGCUCCACCGGUAGACCGAAUGCCUCUCCCAGACUUGAAAGAUUUUGAUAAGUUGGAGAAAGUGAAAGCACUUAGAGAGGCAAGCAAGCGUGUUAAUCUAGGGCCUGACACUCUUCCAUCUAUUUGUUUCUAUACUCUGCUUAAUUCACAUAACAUUGUUACAUGUGCAGAGGUUUGUGAAGAUUCAAGUCUUCUUGCUGUGGGCUUUACAGAUUCUAUAAUUAAAGUCUGGACAUUAGUGCCCCAGAAGCUACGUCAAAUGAAAUCUACAGAACAGCUUCAGGAUAUUGAUAGAGAAGCAGAUGAUGUAUGGGUUCGAAUGAUGGAUGAUCGCACUGCAGAAACAUGUCGGACUCUUCAUGGCCAUUGUGGACCAGUGUAUAGGGUUGCAUUUAGUCCUGACCGAACAUUACUGCUUUCUUGUUCUGAAGAUACUACAAUUCGCUUGUGGAGCUUGUACACAUGGACAUGCCUAGUAGCGUACAAGGGACAUAUAUUUCCUGUAUGGGAUGUACGAUUUGCGCCACAUGGCUAUUAUUUUGCUACUGCCAGUCAUGAUAAAACUGCUCGUCUUUGGGCCACUGAUCAGCAUCAACCAUUGAGGAUAUUUGCGGGACAUUUUUCAGAUGUUGAUUGUGUUCAGUUCCAUCCCAAUUCAAAUUAUGUUGCUACUGGUUCAAGUGAUCGGACAGUACGCUUAUGGGACUGUGUGACAGGAACCCAUGUGAGACUAAUGACCGGCCAUAAGGCUCCCAUUUAUGCCUUGUCUUUUUCUGUAGAAGGGCGCUUUCUAGCUUCUUCUGGCGCUGAAAGCAAGAUAUUAUUAUGGGAUCUGGCUCAUGGACACUUACUAGCUGAACUGACUGGACAUACUGCUCCUAUUCACACUUUGGCAUUCAGUCGAGAUGGUCAUAUCCUAACGUCAGGUUCUUUGGAUUGUUCAAUAAAAUUAUGGGACUUCACGAGGCUUGCAGAAGAAAUGGCUUUAGAAGAUGUGAAUAUAUCUCACAAUCCAGACAUUAAGAAAAGUGACAGUUAUUUACUUCGAUCUUUUGCAACAAAAAAUUCAGCAAUUUUGAGCUUGCAUUUUACUCGUAGAAAUCUGUUAUUAGCUGUAGGUAUAUAUGAUUCAUGACCAACAUCUAAGACUGGUCAUUGAAUUUUUUAAGGAAAGUUUUUGUGACAUAUUUAUUUAUCAAAGAAAAUGUACAUUUCAAUUUGAAAACGUAUGGAUGUAUGUGAUUGAUUGUUGAUGGGUGAAAAUGAGGUUAUCAAGAGAGUAUCUGAUAUGAAAUAAGCUGGUAACUGUUGUAUACAUGCAAUUGUAUUGAAAGUUUUUAGUGUUACUUUGUUGAUAUUUUUAUAAUUUUUUGAGAGGUUUUCUGUCUAAUAAACAAGAUUAUCUUUAAGGAUUUAUUAUUUAAUUGCUGAAUGUAGCAAUUCAGAAGUUUUACUUUGCAAUUUUAUCUUACCAUUUAGUCUUUCAAUACUAUUCCCAAUCUGAUGUAACAUUGCUGGUUAAAUGGCACAUGUUUUUUUGGACUUUUUUGGUGAAAACAUAGUCAAGACAGUUCUUUACAAAAAUAUUGUUUUUAAAUAACUUUUUUGUAUUUAAAUUACAAGCUGUAGAAUUGUAUCCAGUUUGGUGCUUCAGGAGGAUCUUCCCUUUUCUCAUCUAUCUUCUUGAUGACUGACAUUUUUUUAUUAAAAUCCAUUUUUCUACAAACUGAAGAUAAAAUAUUGCUUUCAAUUCUUUCCAUGAAACAGAAAUGUCUUACUCUACUCCUUCCCAUUCCUUUGAACUUUAUAUUAUAUUACCUUUAUAAGGCAGGCAUUCAUAAUAUGUAUGUUUUACAUAGUGUUGACAAUUUUGUAUACAAAUAUGUGCU